Syzygium oleosum is the source of this 1694-nucleotide messenger RNA. RefSeq names its product COP9 signalosome complex subunit 2. Gene Ontology annotation, biological process: protein deneddylation. The transcript is spliced from 12 exons. The record is from RefSeq and is a predicted model, not a curated record. Lineage: Eukaryota; Viridiplantae; Streptophyta; Magnoliopsida; Myrtales; Myrtaceae. Bases 144 to 1463 code for a protein of 439 amino acids. Gene Ontology annotation, cellular component: COP9 signalosome.
UCGAAUCGACUCUACUACUUGGCUCCAUCUUCUUCUGCUUCCACCACUGUCCCGAGCAAAACGAAAAUCAAAUCAUCAUACAGCUCUACUCCUCAUCGCGGUUCAUUGCUGGGGGGAUUUCUCUUUACCUUCGCCAAGCAGCAAUGGCUUCAGAUGCAGAUAUGGAGGAUUAUGGUUUUGAAUACUCGGAUGAGGAGCCUGAGGAACAGGACGUUGACAUUGAGAAUCAGUAUUACAACUCGAAAGGCCUCAUAGAAACUGAUCCAGAAGGAGCACUUGCAGGCUUUGCUGAGGUUGUUCGCAUGGAACCUGAGAAGGCUGAAUGGGGAUUUAAAGCUCUUAAGCAAACUGUCAAGCUAUAUUAUCGGUUGGGGAAGUAUAAAGAAAUGAUGGAUUCUUACAGAGUGAUGCUUACAUACAUCAAAUCGGCGGUGACAAGAAAUUACAGCGAAAAAUGUAUAAACAAUGUGAUGGAUUUUGUUUCGGGAUCAGCCAGUCAGAAUUUUAGUCUUCUACAGGAGUUUUAUCAGACCACUCUGAAGGCUCUUGAAGAGGCAAAGAAUGAGAGACUUUGGUUCAAGACAAAUCUCAAGCUUUGCAAGAUUUGGUUUGAUAUGGGUGAAUAUGGAAGAAUGAAUAAGAUUUUGAAGGAGCUCCACAAAUCUUGCCAAAGAGAGGAUGGUACAGAUGACCACAAGAAAGGAAGUCAGCUUCUUGAAGUGUACGCUAUUGAGAUCCAAAUGUACACUGAGACUAAGAAUAAUAAGAAGCUUAAGCAAUUGUAUCAGAAGGCACUUGCGAUCAAGUCAGCUAUACCCCAUCCAAGAAUUAUGGGUAUAAUUCGGGAAUGUGGAGGUAAGAUGCAUAUGGCCGAGCGCCAGUGGGCUGACGCGGCAACCGAUUUCUUUGAAGCCUUCAAAAAUUAUGAUGAAGCUGGGAACCAAAGGCGAAUCCAAUGUCUAAAAUAUUUGGUUCUGGCUAAUAUGCUGAUGGAGUCUGAAGUUAAUCCAUUUGAUGGCCAAGAAGCAAAGCCGUAUAAGAAUGACCCUGAAAUUUUAGCCAUGACAAAUCUUAUAGCUGCAUAUCAACGAAAUGAGAUUCUAGAAUUUGAGAAAAUCCUUAAGAGCAACAGAAGAACUAUAAUGGAUGACCCAUUCAUCCGGAAUUAUAUUGAAGAUCUUCUGAAGAAUAUCAGGACUCAAGUAUUGCUUAAACUUAUCAAGCCUUAUACCAGAAUCCGCAUCCCUUUCAUCUCGAAGGAACUUAACGUGCCAGAGAAGGAUGUCGAGCAGUUGUUGGUUUCUCUAAUUCUGGACAACCGUAUUGAUGGGCACAUUGAUCAAGUAAAUCGGUUGUUGGAGCGUGGUGACAGGUCAAAGGGAAUGAAGAAGUACGCUGCCAUUGAUAAGUGGAACACACAGCUGAAGUCUCUCUACCACACUAUAAACAACAGAGUGUAUUGAGUUUUGCUGCAUAGACGAUUGGCCGGCAUUUUGAGCGAUAUUGUCUUUGCUUGAGUCGAGGUUGAAUUUUUCUGCUUUUCUACUUGGGGAGUUGUAAUAUCGGGUGAUUUGUUCAAUAGCGCCAUGGGGAGAUUCUUGUUUUGAUAUCGCCCUUGACAUGGCUCUUCUUGUAAUUGCAUCAUGUGUACAAAAUGACUAAUUGCAAGAGAUUGAUGGUGAUAAAAAUUGAAA